AAUGCAAAAUUUUGUCUCUUUUGUGUGUUUUUUUACCUUUUCUCACGAUUUAAGGGGUAUAUCACAGCGCAGUAAAGGGUUUACUUAGGAUUGUCGCCUUUUUAUGCUUAAUUAGUGUUUAUAGUAACUCCUAAUUUAAUUAGGGUUCAUGGUUUAUACAAAUUAAACUGUGGAGAUUGCUGGCCUAAAGUAGAGUAACUCUUCGCCUAUUGGUGGCUUAUUUAUUAAAUUGUUGAUUGUGGUUAAGUUAUUUAACUAAUUGCAACUCGCUUAAUUUAUUUUGCAGUGAAACAUUUUCCUUAUAUAUACACCAUGGGGGAUGCAUUUCUAGGAUGGAAUAACAUAUAAUUUAUUUGGGAGGAAGUUUAGUAGAAAGACAUGGUUUUGAAUAAGAUAGAUUUGGGUAUCUUGACCUUGAAAAUGAAGUACAAAAGUUGGGCUAUGUGUAUUGGGAUAAUUUAUUCUUUAAACUCCCAUGAUUUGAUGUUUAUCAUAGCUUAAAAGAUGACAAUGAUGUAAUGCAGAUGCUUACACAUUUAAGUCUUAAGUGUAGGAUUCUAUCUAUAUACGUGGAUUGUGGUGUGAAUGUUGGAGAUGCUAAAUCUAUAGACAAAUCCAUCAAUCCUAUACAUGGUUGUCCAGACUUGAGCUAUUUGACAACAUUGAACUUUGAAAAAGAAGUUUAUUCAUCUUCAACUGAAGAUGAAUAUGCUAAUGUAAAACCAAGGAGAAAGAGGGUAGUUUAUGAUAAAAAAUGUGACCACAAGAGGUUACACAUCACACUUGGUAUGAGAUUUGAGGAUGGCUAUCAGGCUAAAGAGGCAUUGACUACAGUUGCAAUAGAGAAUGGAUGGCCUCUUCAUUUUAGUAGGGUAUGUAAAACUCGAAUGGAAGCUAACUGCACUCCUCCUUGUAAGUGGAGAUGCUAUGGUAGUGCUGUGAAAAGGGUCUGAUGUAUUUAUGAUUAGGACUCUUACGGGAGAACAUGUGUGUCCUAGAUCAAUGAACAAUAAACUAGCUACAUCAAAGUGGAUAGCAAAGCAGUAUCUCAUAGACUGCAUUUUGUGAUCAUAUUUUCUUGUGUUUAGAAAGUCAAAUUUAAGUGGAUGUAGUUCAUUUUGAUGUAAAGCAAACAAUGGCUCUAAUUUGUGCAGAUUAAAGACUGCAUUCUUUUGUGAUCAUAUUUUCUUGUGUUUAGAAGGUUGUGCAGAUUAUAGACUGCAUUUUGAUGUGAAGCAAACAAUGGCUCUGUGUUGUGCAUAUUAAAGACUGCAUUCUUUUGGCAGUAAUUGUGUUUA
Salvia miltiorrhiza (redroot sage) is the source of this 1298-nucleotide messenger RNA. RefSeq lists its product as uncharacterized. The transcript has 2 exons. Bases 519 to 953 code for a protein of 144 amino acids. The record is from RefSeq and is a predicted model, not a curated record. NCBI's taxonomy places the organism in Eukaryota, Viridiplantae, Streptophyta, Magnoliopsida, Lamiales, Lamiaceae.